AUGGUGUCCGUCGACGUCGCCGCCUCGGCGACGCUGACGGCCGCCGCUUUCCUCUGCACGUCGACCCUCUAUCCGGCCUUUGGUGUCAUCACCCUUCCCGACGUGGGCUUACCCGUCACCCUCGCCGAACCGCUCGUGCUGCAGGUUCCCUGCGUGCCGCUCUUACUACGCGCCGACAGUAAUGAUGGCAGCAGCAGUAGCAGCAGCACCUCCAUCACCACUACCACGUCCACUGCAAGCGCCCAAUCGAAGCAAGGCGCCACUACCGGCGGCACGCCCAUCACUACCUCCCCCGCUGUCGCGACCGGCUCGGCAGAGGCUGCCGCCGCCACGAACCCAACCACCACCGACGACGGCAACAUAACAAUCUCGGACAUUGUUCUCACCGCGACCACGGGCACCCCCACUGCCACGGCCACGCUCAACUUUCACAAUGGCAACGACAACCCCAAGAAUGUCCACAUAUCCAGCUUCGGCGACCCCUUCUACCUCUCCACCUCGCCCAUCAUCUACGCCCUCUCCGCCACCACAAUUGUCUCCUGGAUGCUCGUCAUCGCCCUCUUCAUCACCACCCGCUCCACAUUCGACGGCGGCAUCGUCUACCUCGGCAGCCGUGGGAGCUUCACCGGCACCACCUCGGCCGGCGUCAGCAUCGGCGGCCGUCCCUGGCUGCAAAAGAUUGCCGCCCUCACCGUCGCCAUAUCCCUCACCAUUGCCACGGCCGACACAAUGUCCAUUGUCAAGGACCAGUAUGUAUGGGGCAUCACCAAUGCCCGUGAGCUACAGCGCGACGUCAUGUCUCGCCUCGAGCUCAAGGUCAUUCGCAUCAUAUCGGAUACCUUUCUCUGGCUGGCGCAAGCGCAGACCCUGAUUCGCCUCUUUCCUCGACAUCGCGAAAAGGUUGUCAUCAAAUGGGUUGCCUUUGCGCUCAUCAGUCUCGACAUUGUAUUUUCCUCGCUCAACAGCUUCCCUUUUGGUGAAUACGAUAUUUUAAACGGCAACUACGUUGACCCAAACGACGGCGACGACAGCAAGAGCAACAAGGGCCUCGCCCACCCCAUACCAGCCAUUAGCUACGUUUUCAAACUAUCACUCGGCCUCCUCUACUUUUUUUGGGUCUCCUACUACGCAUUCUUGAAGCGGCGCUACGCCUUUUAUCACCCUUUGAUGAAGAACAUUAGCCUUGUUGCGGUGAUUUCACUCCUGUCCAUCACCGUGCCCAUUGUCUUUUUCAUCCUCGACAUUUCGAAACCGAACUUUACUGCCUGGGGUGACUAUGUUCGCUGGGUCGGCGCCGCCGCCGCCAGCGUGGUUGUGUGGGAAUGGGUCGAAAGGAUAGAGGCCCUGGAACGAGAAGAAAAGAAGGACGGCGUGCUGGGCCGUGAAGUAUACGACGGAGACGACAUGCUUGAGAUCAACGCCGCCGAAUAUCCCUGGCGCCAUAAACACGGCAAAUUCGGAGGAAGCGGCAGCAGCGGUGGAAGCAACGGCGUCGACUUGGAAGGCGGGCAGAUGCAUCACCGCCCUAAUGGAUAUGCGCUUGGCACAGGCGGCUCGCCUAAUGGGCAGGCGGGGCUACCAACGCGUGAACACGAAGGGCGCAGCAUGGGCGACAUACUACGACCACCCAUAUGGUCGCAACGAGCAGCGCAGGCUGCCACACCCGUCAGCAGAACCAAUACGCCCAGCGCGGCAAGCACAGUAUACGCCGUACGAUAUCAGGGCGAGUCGAGAACACCGGAGCCGCCUAUACCGUAUUACACGCACACGACCGAUUUAGCCAGGCAACCCAGCGGGCAUCAAAGCUAUAGCGAGGAUGCUCACGACACACGGAGCCAUAAUGGACGAGGGGCAUAUGCGAGAUCGUCACCGGAUAUGGCUGGUGACGCUGCCAACACCACAAGUGAAAAUAGCAGAGAUCCAAGCGCAGUGAUACCGACCACCGCUCGGGUUAUGCGCUCGGUUUCGUACAGUCAUGAGCCGGAAGCUCAAGAUGUCGCUGACGAACAGAUUGUUGCUCGAAGUAUGGAUUUCAACACCAUUACAACAGGCAGCCGAGGCGGGCGCGGUGGCAGAUGGGAUAUCCGUGGGCGCCUGGAAGACUUUGCAGCCUCGCAGGCCGAUCAUUUCCGCGAGAAAUUCCACCCUUCUACCGAUACGGAGAAGCUACCCGUUACGGUGGUGCCUGCGCCAUCUCGUGUGGGUGCCGCGCUGCAGCAAGUGCUUGAAGAAGACGAAGGCAACGAAGUGCGGAGACAACAGCAGCAGCCUACGCAGCAGCAGUCACAAGGUGGUAGCGUCUACGGUGGCAGCUCGGCUAUUGACGCCGCGGCAUCGACGGCGUCGGAACGGUACGCCAACGGCCCUGCACGGCCUGCGGCGGCGCGCAGCCGGCCCCAGCCGCUUCCCCUGCCGGUGAACCAGCCACCGCUGUGGCCGGGCGUGCAUCGGCGGGCCGCGACCUACGACGAGGAAGAAGAGGGCGAAUCGUUUGAUGGCGAAGAGGAGGAUGAGGACGAGGGCCAGUCGACGACGGACGACUUGUCGUCGGUGCUGUCCCGGGAGCGGCCAGGCGGAUCAUCGGCGUCUCGCGCGGGGUAA
Cordyceps militaris CM01 is the source of this 2601-nucleotide messenger RNA. RefSeq names its product PalH/RIM21. The record is from RefSeq and is a predicted model, not a curated record. Gene Ontology annotation, cellular component: plasma membrane. Bases 1 to 2601 code for a protein of 866 amino acids. Lineage: Eukaryota; Fungi; Ascomycota; Sordariomycetes; Hypocreales; Cordycipitaceae. The transcript has a single exon. Gene Ontology annotation, biological process: cellular response to pH.